AUGUUAUACCCCUACGGGAGACACGUAUUUAAACCACUGCCUACACCCAACGGACCCUCCUUAUGUUUCUUGGACGCCGAAUGCCUGGACACGCAUUAUUCCACGACCCAUGACUUGCGGCUCUGGAGCCAGCGGUUUGCAGCUGGACUACGAAAGUCGGGUCUGCGUCCGGGCGACCGCGUGCUGAUGUUCCCUGGCGACGAUCUAUUCUUCCCCGUGGUGUUCAUGGGGAUCAUCAUGGCCGGGGGCAUUUUCACGGGCGCGAACCCGAUGUCCGUGCCGCGUGAGCUGGCCUACCAGCUAGAGGAUAGCGGUGCUACGUAUAUUAUCUGCGCGCGCGCCAGCCUAGACACCGCUAUUGAGGCAGCAAGGCUAGUUGACUUGAGCCGAGACAAGGUAUUCGUGUUCGACAACACGCUGUGCGACGGCCACGGUGUCGGCGAAAGGCCUGUUAAGAAGGGAGGGAUUUGCAUGGGACGAACUCUCGACACCCGAGCUGGCCGAUCGAACCCUCGCGCUGAACUACUCCAGCGGUAUGACGGGACGGCCAAAAGUCGUCGAGAUAACCCACAAGAACUACGUUGCCAAUCUGCUGCAGUUCACGCCAAGCGGGCGCGCAAACGCUGUCUCUGUUUCUUGCCGAUGUACCAUUCAAUGGCCCAGAUGAUUAUGAUUGCAGCCACUUUGGCCCUGAACACGCCCGUUUAUAUCAUGCCUAAAUUCAACUUCAUCCAGAUGCUGGGGUACACGCAGAAAUAUCGCAUUACGGACUAUGUUGUCGUGCCCCCAAUUGUUGUUGCCUUGGCCAAGCACCCGGCUGUCAAGAAGUUUGAUCUCAGUAGCGUUGAGGAUAUAGGGUGUGGCGCCGCACCAUUAGGCAAGAAAGUUUCUGAGCAGUUGCAGGCUCUGUGGCCUCCAGGAAAGGUGAAUAUCAGGCAAGUGCAGUUGAAGAUGCUCAUGAAUGUCUGUCACAGAACCACCUGUUCGAUGGUUAAUUGGGACCCCAGGGAGAAGGGAUUCUCGGCUGCGGUUGGAGAGCUGAACGCCAACUGCGAGGCUAAGAUUAUGGCUGAGGACGGAGUGACUGAACUCCUAGAGCGCAAUCAACGCGGAGAGCUGUGGUUGCGUGGCCAGAACGUCAUGAAGGGAUACUGGCGGAAUCCGGAGGCGACAAAAGCAACCACGACGGAAGAUGGGUGGCUCAAGACGGGCGAUGUUGCUUUUGUGGAUGACCAUGGCAAGUUCUACGUUGUAGAUCGGCUGAAGGUGAGUGCUAUGUUCGACCAAUAUAGAAGGUUACUAACGGUUGCCACACAGGAGUUGAUCAAGGUCAAGGGCAAUCAGGUUGCUCCUGCUGAGCUGGAAGCCUUACUGCUGGAACAUCCAGCCAUUGCAGAUGCCGCUGUGAUCGGAAUUACCACCGACAACGACGAGGGACCCCGUGCCUAUGUUGUGCUCAAGCCCGGUCAGGUGGCUUCGGCGAAGGACAUUGUGCAAUUCAUCGAGGGCAAGGUCUCCCCGAUCAAACGGAUCACUGGUGGGGUAGUUUUCAUUGAUGUCAUCCCCAAAAACAGGGAAGAUUCUGCGUAA
Molecule: messenger RNA, 1590 nt
Organism: Aspergillus oryzae RIB40
Lineage: Eukaryota; Fungi; Ascomycota; Eurotiomycetes; Eurotiales; Aspergillaceae
Exons: 6
Coding region: 1-1590 (529 amino acids)
Biological process (GO): secondary metabolic process
Molecular function (GO): CoA-ligase activity
Source: RefSeq, a predicted model, not a curated record